This is a messenger RNA of Coniosporium apollinis CBS 100218, 384 nucleotides long. RefSeq lists its product as uncharacterized. The record is from RefSeq and is a predicted model, not a curated record. Gene Ontology annotation, molecular function: fatty acyl-CoA hydrolase activity. Lineage: Eukaryota; Fungi; Ascomycota; Dothideomycetes. The transcript is spliced from 3 exons. Bases 1 to 384 code for a protein of 127 amino acids.
AUGCACGGCGGCGCCGCAGGCGUAAUAUUCGAUAUGUGCACAACCACAGCCCUCUGCCCCCUCGCCCACCCCGGUUUUUGGGAAUUCAUGGGUGGUGUAACCCGCACGCUCAGCAUCUCUUACCUCAAAGCCGUCCCCAUAGGCACGACCGUACGUAUCAAUUCGGCCGUCAUGCAGGCCGGGAAGACGAUGGCCAUGAUACGGGCCGAGAUGACGUCGGUAGACGGGAAGGUUAUUUACUGCACUUGUGAGCAUCACAAAGUCAAUGUGCCGUCGCAGGCGAAGCAUCUAGCUGUGCGGAUCCCCUGGGAUGAGGAGCAGGAGGCGGCUAAGAAGGCAGCGAGGCAGGCCAACGAGAAAGUUAAUCAGACUGCGAAGUUAUGA